GAAGAGGCGUACGAACCAUGCACACGUGCAUGUUCUCCAUUUCUUUGUAACCUUAGUCCACUAAAAUUCUCCAUUUUCCUUCCGACCCUUUCUCUCAAUUUUCCGUCUUUCUCCCACUUCUUCAUCCAAAUGGACAGCCAAAAUACAGCAACCAAAACCGACGCACAAAUUUGCAUAGUUGGUGAUUGUACCAACUUCCAAUCGAAAGUGGAACUGCAAUUUUAUUUCCACUCGCUAGGUGUUACCGAGUGUCACUUUCCAAUGGAUAACGUUCGCCGCAUAAUUUACGAACAUUUUCGCAUCACAAAUCCUCUCGGCCUACUUUCUGCGUUCUACAGAAACUUUGACAAAUCUCACGUGGCUCGUUUAUGCGUACACAUUGUUAUCAUUGACCGGAAGCCUCUCCAUACAAUCCAGCAGCUGUCUGGAUGCUUCAUUUCAAAUUUGACUGCCGGUUGUUAA
Molecule: messenger RNA, 462 nt
Organism: Echinostoma caproni
Lineage: Eukaryota; Metazoa; Platyhelminthes; Trematoda; Plagiorchiida; Echinostomatidae
Source: the annotation of a GenBank genome assembly